Molecule: messenger RNA, 3261 nt
Organism: Cydia splendana
Lineage: Eukaryota; Metazoa; Arthropoda; Insecta; Lepidoptera; Tortricidae
Product: myosin heavy chain, clone 203-like
Exons: 6
Coding region: 136-2568 (810 amino acids)
Source: RefSeq, a predicted model, not a curated record
GGCGCGCGUUAGCUCAACGGACAGACGGAGCGUUGAACUGAGAGCCGUUGAGUGUUGCAUUGUGUACUUUUGAGACUGCUGUUGUUGUAUUUCACAAUUUUUUUUAUUUAUUUGAGUGAUUUUAUAUUAAAAAUAAUGUUCUCCAAAGCCAAAAGAUUUGAACCAUCAUCUCUGAAAAACCAAACAAAAGAAACAAAGCAGCAAGAACUGGAGAAAGUACAGCCAGAGACCCAGAAAGUGAAGCCAACAAAUCAGCCAGAGGCAGACAUAGUAAAGCUAACAAAUCAGCCAGAGCCUGAGACAGUAAAGCUAACAAAACAACCAGAACCUGAGAAAGUAAAGCCAAAAAAGCAGUUAGACCUUGAGAAAUUAAAGCUAACAAAACAAUCAGAACCUGAGAAAGUAAAGCCAAAAAAACAGCCACAACCUGAGAAGGUAAAGCCAAAAAAACAGCCUGAACCUGAGAAAGUGAAGCCAACUGUGAAGACGCUAGCAGUUGUGAGCAAAUUAAAGUCCACUGUGACACCAGCAAAGGCAAAAACCAGCAGCGAUGUGCAGUCCCAGUGCAGCUCCAUUCUCAGCGUGAAAUCUUUUCUUACUCCCAAACCAGUUACAAAUAAGAAAAUUGUCAAGCCCCCAUCUAGCGUCAAAAAGCCAGAGCACUCUGGCCAAAAACUAAGUUGCAACAAAAUUCAAAACUGUAAGGUAGCAACUGAAGAUAUUAUCAAAGCCCAAGAAGCUGAAAUAAGGAACAAGGACUAUACUAUUAAUGAAUAUAACAAGCAAAUUGAGGAACUCAAAAAUGAAAUUGCUAAUUUACAAAAACAAAUGAAGGACACUACCAAAAAUGUUAACACUACUGACAGUUUAAAUCAACAGCUAUCAAAGAUAUCUCUGAAAGAUGCUGAACAUGGAUUAAAAAUCAAAGAUAAUUCUAGUAAAAAUACUGCUCAAGAUAACUUAGACAUGAUUGCAAAAUAUGAACUUAAAAUUGCUGAAAUUGAACUUCUCUGUGAAAAAUUGGAGCAAGAAGUGAGCAGUAAACAAGUAGAAUUGACUUCUCUUGAAGAAGUUAUAACAAUUAGAGAUAGUUUGUGUCAGGAUCUUCAAUGGAAACUGAGCAAUAUGGAAUCUGUAUUGGAAGAAACUAAGUCCAGACUUGAAAUGGUUAAGGGACAUCAUGCCUUAGCACUAGAAGCCAAUGAGAGCAUUCGGCGAGAGUACAAGGCUGAGCUUGAAAGUCUGAAGUCUAAAUUUGAAGAAGAAAAGCAGGCCAUUCUAAGUAGAUCGAAAUCCGAACAGGAUAGUAUUAGAGAACAUUACAACAUUAUCAUUGAGUCCAUUAAGAAUCAGUUGACUAAAGAAAAAGAUGAGUUGUUACAUGAUUUACAACAACAACUGGCAAAUAAGGACAAUGAGAUGAAAGCAAAACUUGAACAGAUUGAUGAGGCUACUCAUGAAAAGCUGAGGCUUUGCGAGAUUCAGUUUGAAGAACGUAGUCGCUCAAUCCAAGAACACUGGACUCAACAACAAGAAAAAAUAUUCUCUCUAGAAAAAGAAACCAAAGAUCUCAAAUAUAGCAUUAGCAUGGCGGAACAGAAAAAUCAGUAUUUACAAAGAGACUUUGAUGCCCUAAAAAAAGAAUGUGAAAUUUUAAAAUCUGAAAAAGAAAGCAUCUUUGAAGAGACCAAUGAACUGAAAGAUGAAACAAAGAAGAAAUUCAUAGAUUUUGAAAAUGAGAUCAAUAAACUCACAGUAGAGGUGGAUAAGACAAGUAAGGAGAAACGUCAGUUUGAAAUGUCUCUAUCUGUAACUAGAGAUAUUGUCCAAGUUCUCACAAUGCGGCUGCGAGAAUCUGAUAAUGAAUUGGAACAUUUGGAAGAGAAAGUUAAAUCCUUAACUGAUGCCAAAGAGGCCCUCGAAAAUGAACUUAGUUCAUACAAAAGCUCUUUAAAUAACGCUCUUCUAGAAUGCAACGAAUACAAGGAAGCCUUGGUCAAUAUUCUCAAGUCGAAAGCGGCGCUAGCUAAGGAACACACGCGUAUAAUGGAGCACAACGUUACGCUCAUCGAGAGUCUGCAAAACGUUGAAAAGGAGGCAUAUCGUGAACUCGGCACUAUACAGAGUGAACUUAUUGAAGACGUGGAAAUGAUAAAGAAGGAGUCUAAAUCUCAAAUUAAAGUUUUGCAAGAUGAGGUGGAGAAGAAGCGCUUGCUGUGCGCGCUGGCCACGGAGCAGGCGGCGGCGGCGGCGGCGGGCGCGGACGCGGCGCGCGCGCUGCUGGCGCACGCGGCCGCCGAGCUCGAGCGCCGCGACGCCGACAACCAGCGACUGCAUGCACAGAUACAAGACCAACAGUCACUCGUAGUGGAGCUCUCCCUGCUGCGUCAGGAGAACGAGGAGCUGACCAUGACCGUGGCGAAGCAGUCCUCGCUCAUCGACAAGCUGAAGAAAGACGCCGAAACCCACGUCGCGCCUAAAUCCCCCUCGCUCAUGCGCAAAACACAUAAGAUUGGCAAAGAAAACUUGCCCGCUGUUGUCAGCCCCCUUAGGGAACGCAAUCACUGACUUAUGUCGUAUACAGUACGAUCUCCGUGAUUUCAUCAAGCGUCGUACCGGAUAAAGGAUACUCGUAUUAUAUUUUUUCAUCAAUCGGUAAAAAACUGUUAAUUACAUGACUAAUUUGAAUUUUGUACUAAUUUGCCGGAUUACCGUGAUGACACUGUAUGUAUACCUAAUAGUGUGUAGGUCUUCAUGCUAGGUAUUUGUACCUUGUUGGUACGGAACCCUAAAAACUAUAAAACUAAAAAAGGACUGAGUAUUUAAUAAGCUUGUUGAUGUGACUUGAAACAUGGUAAUAACGCGUACCUAGGUACUUUUUGCCUAUACGUCCCUACUAAGAUUAUUUAUAAGUCUUAACCAAUUGCGGCAGCUUUCAGUAUAAGUUCCACCUGUGUUAUUUCCGUUAGUGUUUGCUGUUUGUUUUGAAUUUUGUAAAGACUGUUAAAAUAAAUCGUGUGUUGUUAUAAUAUUUGGAAACAUUAAGUUUGCCUGAUAGUAAUAUAAAUACCAAAAAUCUGUAUUUAACUCUGUUUGUUAACAAAUCUGAAAAUCGAAUGCCUUAUUAUCAUAUUCCUAUGUUUAUUGAGUUAGGAUUCGUUUGUAUGUUAAUUUAUUACAAAAUUUAAAUAUUCUUGUGUAAGUUAUUGUCUCAUACUCAUAAAAUUUGCGUGUGCAAAAUAAAUUUAUGAGAAAUCGUAA